Molecule: messenger RNA, 1473 nt
Organism: Oncorhynchus keta (chum salmon)
Lineage: Eukaryota; Metazoa; Chordata; Actinopteri; Salmoniformes; Salmonidae
Gene: urp2
Product: urotensin II-related peptide
Exons: 4
Coding region: 536-1153 (205 amino acids)
Biological process (GO): blood vessel diameter maintenance; regulation of blood pressure
Cellular component (GO): extracellular region
Molecular function (GO): hormone activity
Source: RefSeq, a predicted model, not a curated record
AUCACGCCGCUAAGAAGGUGCAGGCGGGAUUACAAGAAAUUAGCAGCCCCUUAAUUGGGCAACGGCGAGGUGUUGGUUUGGCCCGUCUUGAAGGAACCGUUGGGUUUAUAAAGAGAGGAUGGGACAGGUCUAUGUUAGAAGCGACAAGAGCUAAAUUUGCACACGCACCUCUGCACACACACACACUCGACAAGCCUUCUUCACAGAGGCGCAUCGGUGCUGAACGACAAGUGUGUUUACGACAAACAAGUUAGUGACUUCAGAGACAGAAAUUAAGAAACAAACUUUGGACAAGAAGACUAACAGACACCCAAACAAUUGGCUGAACACUGACCCCCAGGAGACAUACAGGUUCUCCCAACGUGCAGCUAAAGAAGACGACAGAGCUAACUCAGCUCUUUGAGACUAAAACUAGACCUUGUUGGUACCCGAAGACCUGAGCUUAGAACCAGACCGGUACUUGUGGUUGAAGCCCAGAAGCUGUGGUCAGAAUUGGUUCAGAAACGGUCAGAAGUUCCGGUAAGAAGGUGCAGUCAUGCAGAAAAUGUCUGUGGUCCUGUUGGUGGGAGUCCUGACGGUGCUGGUGACUCUGUGGGCUGGAGUGGACACAGCCCCCACCCUGCUGACAGACAGAGGAGACAUAAAGCUAACAGGUCCAGCUACAGGCGACGAGAGAACGGAACCGUCAACGGUCAACGCUUCUAGACCACUGAAGACCACACUGAUGACCACCAUCCCUGUUGGUCGAGAAAAGACCUCCACACCCACCAGCAGUCUGGAUAGACGACUGAAGAUGGAUCCGGUGACGAGCAGUCCAGAUAGACGAGCCCAGAUCCUGAAGAUGCUGUCAGUGCUGGAGGAACUCAGCAGGGCGAUCAACAGCACUCUGAGCACACGGAUGACCAUGAUGCCCAGAGGGUCAGCAAACGGCAGAAAUUCAGGAAAGAAGAAGAAAGCGGUAGCUGAGGCGGAUAGAGUGAAAACCACCACAGUGCCUCCUGUGGAUGUUGGAGGUAGCGUCACUGCAUCCCGGCCCAGCACUGACGGCAUAGUCAGUCUGAGUGGCCGAAACUUCAAGAAGUCCCUCCCACAGCAACCCAAGAAGCCCAGCAACAAGAGAGUGUGUUUCUGGAAGUACUGCUCCCAAAACUGAUCCUCCACAGACCCUGACAAACACCCCUAUAAACAUCCAUGGUACCCGCCAAACCAACAUUCCCCCAUCCUACUCCCACCCUGCACCCGGGCACUAGGCAACCAAUGCAGCGAGGCAUCGGAUGCCUGGCGCCACCACUGACCUUUUCAUUGGCUCAUGAAUAACAGUACUGACCAAUCAGGUUGCCCCAUCAUUGACGUGUGUACUUGUGCCUAUGUGCACGAAAGUCUGUUAACCGUUUAUAGAAGAGAAAACACUGUGUGUGAUCUGUAAUAAAGAUGACCUGAGCAUGAUAAAACUAUAGGACAAUAAAGAGGUUU